CUUCCCGCCCUCCGCCUGCAUUGGAGACCGGAGAGUAGAGGCUCAACUCGACCUACCUACUCCCUUCUCGCUUCCAUCAUGAGCUAAACCUUCCCCACCCCCAACAACCAAACGCUACCACAUUAUAAAAUCCCUCUCAUUUCUUCUACCUUCCUUCAGGGCUUUUUUCCCGCAUCCUCUGCAACUCUUUCUCUCUCUUUUUCUUUCCAUCUUCCAAGUUGAACAAGUGUGAGAGAGAGAGAGAGAGAGGUAGUUUUUUCCGAAGGAACAAAAAAAUGGCUCUUCCAAGCAGCUGUGGUCUCUCCUCCAAAUCUCUUCUACAAUCUCAAUCCCUACUCCCUUCCUCCAAACCCCACCAACCCUCUUUCUCUCUUCUCCCCACCAACAAAUCCAUGUCCAGAUCUGUCAAGCCCAUCUCGGCCGUCCACGCCGCUGAGCCUGCCAAAACUCCCGUCGUCGCUGACAAGCCAUCCAAGUCGACUCCCACCUCCACAUCCCCAAAGACCACCUCCGGCAAAUGGUCCGUCGAUAGCUGGAAAUCCAAGAAGGCUCUGCAGCUCCCUGAAUACCCAGACCAGCUAGAGCUCGAAUCUGUUCUUAAAACCAUCGAAUCUUUCCCCCCGAUUGUCUUCGCUGGUGAAGCGAGGACUCUGGAGGAUCGCCUCGCUGAGGCUGCAAUGGGAAGGGCUUUCCUUCUGCAAGGCGGCGACUGUGCUGAGAGCUUCAAGGAGUUCAACGCCAACAACAUCCGAGACACCUUCCGUAUUCUUCUCCAGAUGAGUGUUGUCCUCAUGUUUGGAGGACAGAUGCCUGUCAUCAAGGUGGGGAGAAUGGCGGGUCAAUUCGCAAAGCCGAGAUCAGAACCGUUCGAGGAGAAGAACGGAGUGAAGCUUCCGAGUUACAGAGGGGACAAUGUCAACGGCGAUGCUUUCAAUGAGAAGUCGAGGGUUCCGGACCCACAGAGGAUGAUUAGGGCCUACUGCCAAGCUUCAGCGACUCUAAACCUUCUCAGGGCCUUUGCUACGGGAGGUUACGCAGCCAUGCAGAGAGUUACCCAGUGGAAUCUCGAUUUCACUGAGCACAGCGAACAGGGAGACAGGUACCGGGAACUGGCUCACCGGGUUGACGAGGCUCUGGGGUUCAUGACUGCUGCUGGGCUCACGGUAGACCACCCAAUCAUGACCACGACUGAGUUCUGGACAUCCCAUGAGUGCUUGCUGUUGCCCUACGAGCAAGCCCUCACUAGGGAAGAUUCCACCUCUGGCCUUCACUAUGACUGCUCCGCUCACAUGCUUUGGGUUGGGGAACGCACCCGACAGCUAGAUGGAGCCCAUGUCGAGUUCCUCAAAGGAGUUGCCAAUCCCCUUGGAAUCAAGGUGAGUGAUAAAAUGGACCCCAAUGAGCUAGUUAAGCUGAUUGAAAUCCUCAACCCACAGAACAAGGCCGGGAGAAUAACAAUAAUUGCGAGGAUGGGAGCUGAGAACAUGAGAGUGAAACUUCCGCAUCUGAUAAGGGCAGUCCGCAGAGCAGGGCAAAUCGUCACAUGGGUUAGUGACCCUAUGCACGGUAACACCAUCAAAGCUCCAUGUGGUCUCAAAACACGUCCCUUCGAUGCAAUUAGGGCGGAGGUCCGAGCAUUCUUUGAUGUGCAUGAGCAAGAAGGCAGCCACCCCGGAGGUGUACAUUUAGAGAUGACUGGUCAAAACGUGACAGAGUGCAUCGGAGGGUCACGGACUGUGACCUUUGAUGAUCUGAGCUCGCGCUACCAUACCCACUGCGAUCCAAGGCUCAACGCAUCUCAGUCUCUGGAGCUUGCCUUCAUCAUCGCUGAGCGGCUUAGAAAGAGGAGGAUCGGAACGCAGAGCGCCAUUGGUUCCUUGGGGGGGCUGUAGGUAGGAAGGACUUGGGGAGGGUUGUGUGGGUUAUUCAUUAUUUGCGUGGGUUCUUCCGUUAGGAAUGGCCAUGGCCCUCUUCUUAAUAUAUCCUAUGUUGGGAUGUACUUUGUAUUAAUUAAUAUGUAUACUGGAACACAUGAUGGUUGAGAGUUGAGAUGAAUAAAGCUAAGGCCAUGGCUAAUUAUUAUUGUUCUCAGAUUCAAACUGUGAGAGGUUCUUUUUGGAUUAAUUAAAAACUGUAUCUUUAGGCUUUAGCCUUUAGUCAUAAGAGAAGAAGGGCACAUGUUCAUUCAUCA
Nelumbo nucifera (sacred lotus) is the source of this 2191-nucleotide messenger RNA. RefSeq names its product phospho-2-dehydro-3-deoxyheptonate aldolase 2, chloroplastic-like. The record is from RefSeq and is a predicted model, not a curated record. Lineage: Eukaryota; Viridiplantae; Streptophyta; Magnoliopsida; Proteales; Nelumbonaceae. Gene Ontology annotation, molecular function: 3-deoxy-7-phosphoheptulonate synthase activity. Gene Ontology annotation, biological process: aromatic amino acid biosynthetic process.